AUGGACACCUUGUGUAGACUAUAUGAAGGUUUCUCAUCUUCCGAUGGUUCCAUAAGACAGGAAUCAGAGAAACAAUUUAACAACUUAAAACAAUCUGACCCAAAUACAUUUUUACAGUUAACUCUGGGGAUUCUACAACAACAACCUAAUUCACAAUAUCGAGUACAAGCGGCUAUAUCAUUAAGAAAUGUUUUUAGGGAGUUUGUUCUUACUCCGGAUAAUUGCAUGUGGAAUAAGGUUUCUGCUGAAAACCAAACUAUUUGUCUUGCAACUUUACUGAAAUGUCUCGAGACUGAACAAGUAAAUGUAGUUUCUUUAAAUUUAAGUGAUACUGUAUCACUGAUUGCAAUGGAACUGUUUCCAUGUGGAAAGUGGCCAGAUUUACUACCAUUCUUAUUCAGGUUAAUAUCGAAUUUGCAGAAUUAUUCCGGGGCAGCAAACGCUCCAGAAUCUGUUUCCAUUCCUGCAAAACACGCAUUUAGAAUUAUUGGAGAAAUAAUGCCGGUUUUAGAUGAUGUGAUUACUUCUCACAGAGAUAGUAUAGUCUCCACAAUUAAUACAGCCUUGCAGUUCCCCGAUGUGGAAAUAAGAUUUGAGGCAAUUGGACUUAUUUCUUCUAUAGUUGAAUCUAAUGAGAAGAAGAAUUGGUCACCGUUGGUCCCACUUAUACCUUCUAUUUUAGAAACACUUCAGAACUUGAUAUCUGCCCAACAUGCUUUGGUUAUUGAUGUUCUAUAUCGUUUAACUACUAUAUCAGAAUCGGAACCAGCAUUUUAUCGUCAACACUUCUCCAUAUUCUUUCCACAAAUUUUAAACAUUGCAAAGAACGUACAAUUAUCAACUGACAUAAGGCAAGCUGCAAUGGAGUGUUUACUUUGCAUUGUUGAAACCCGUCCAAUGAUGUGUAUUAAAUACCCUUCUUUUGUUAAUGAUAUGGUCUCAACUUUAUUAAGUUUUAUGUUGGAAUUUGAUGACGACCCAAGCUGGUCAGAACUGAGUCCAGAGCAAGAAGAGAAUGAUUUGGAAUCGGAUAUUGAUGAUGAGGACUGUUUAUAUCCUAUUGGUGAGGAAGGUUUAGAUAGACUUGCAAGGGCACUUGAUGCAGAUUUUUUUAUUCCAGUAUUCUACCAGUUCAUAACAAUUUAUAUGCAAGAAACCUCGGCACAUCCAUGGAAGUAUAAGUAUGCGGCUAUCAUGGCAAUUGCGCAGACUAUUGAAUAUCUUCCAGAGGAUGAUGACAAUUACCACGAUAGAAUUGGGCAGAUUAUUUCAAGAGUACUUGGAUUUUUACAAGACCAAUUUCCUCGCGUUAGAUAUGCUUGCUGUCAAACAAUUGGACAAAUUUCAUUGGAUCAUUCUCCUUUUAUUCAAGAAGCGUUCCACUCUUCUGUAAUUCCACAAUUGAUCCAGGCUAUAGAUGACCCAAUUAGUAAAGUUUCAUCACAUGCAUUAUCCGCAUUAAUCAAUUUUACUGAAGAGGUUGUUGCUGAGGACCUACAACCAUAUGUAUGUCCUCUAAUGGAGAAGUUGCUGGGAAUUUUACAUAAAAGUCCACAACCACCUAGAAUUGUGAGAGAACAGUGUAUAACAAUGGUAGCGGUUAUUGCUGGAGUAAUUGAAAAUGACUUUACUCCCUAUUACUCUACAGUUGUUCCUUACCUUAAGAAAACAAUGAAUGAAGCUUCCCCCCAACUCAGGACCCUUAAAGGAAAAUGUAUUGAAUGCAUUACAAUAAUUGGGUUUUCAAUAGAUUAUUCUAUUUUCAAGAAUGAUGCACAGGAGAUCAUGUUGGUGUUCCUGCAGCUGCUUGGCAGUGGGUUAAAGGGGGAUGAUCCAUUAAAGGAAUACUUACAGGAGGCUCUACAGAGAAUGUGCCGUAUUAUGAAGCAAGAUUUUGUCCCGUAUCUACCUCAUUUAUUACCUGGAAUCUUUAAUAUAUUAGAGACAAGAGAAGAUAGUUUAGCCACUAAAUUGCUUAGUUCCAACGAUUCACCUUCAGAUGACGUUGAAAAAAGUGAUGGUGGAUCACUAGGAAUACUUUCUGCACACGAUUUCAUUGGAAUGAGGACCUCACUAGUACUAGAUAUGGAAUCUUCAUUAGACAUUCUAAAUACAUUUAUUGAAGUUCUUGGGUCAAGUUAUCAUGAAUAUAUUUCGGGGACAAUAAAGGUAAUUCAUCCUCUUAUAAGGUUCUCAUUAUCUGAUGAAAUUAAAGAGAAAACUUACGAGGUAUUAAGUGGCCUGUUAAAAAUAAUGCGUGAAUUAGCGGAGAGGGACUCUAAUCUGAGGACUCAAUUUUCCCAAAUAAUGAAUGAACUUAUUACAUUAUUCUUAUCUGUAAUGGAUGAAGAAUGCAGGACUGGUACGAUUGACAGUCAAGUUAUUGUUAUUAAUGGAGUACAAGAAUGUUUAGAUUCAUUCGGCAACAAUACAUUAAAUAAUGAUCAAGUGGCUAUAAUUGCAUCAAGAUGCUUUGAUAUGCUACAACAAAGUUUCGUUAGAAGGAGGAAACUUGACGAAAGAUCUACUGGAGAAAAUGGAGAAAUACAAGUAAAACUGGACGUUGACGACGAUGAUGAUAAACGGUGUAUUGAAGAAGAAAAAGAACAAGAACAAGAACUUAGACUGAAUAUUUUAGGUAUCUUGGGUGUUUUGAUGAAAUACUAUCCAAGCAUCUAUUGGGAAAGAGUAGGAAACAUUACCAUCCAAUUAGUUUCUCAACACAUUGUUAAAGUUCAUAAUAAUGUGGAGGAUAGGGUACUGGGUUUCCACCUCUCAGCAGACGUAUUCCAAUAUUUAUGUCCAACAGCCUACCAACAUUGUUUACCAUGGAUACAACAUAUUUUGGAAGGUAUUAAUGACCCUAUUGCAAGUAUUCAACAAAAUUGUGCAUAUUCACUAGCCCAGGCUGCAAAGCUCGAACAGUUCUCCGGCAUUUUAAAUGACGCACUCCAAGUAUUGUUAUUAAGACUGCAAAGUAAAACUAAGGGCAAAUCGUUUAAUCUUGCAAAAGAUAAUUGUAUAAGUGUUUUAAGCAACAUAAUCGUUCAUCACCAAGGAUCUAUUAACAACAUUAAUGAAAUAGUUAAUGUUUGGAUUUCAUUGUUACCUAUAAAAUAUGAUACGGAUGAAGCACAGAACUCUCAUACGGCAUUAAUGAACUUAGUUGACUCGAAAAAUCCGCACAUUUUGGGCCAAAAUUUGGAAAAUUUCUCUAGAAUUUUGGCGAUAUUUAUUGAUAUUUAUGGCACAUCAAUGUCCAAUGAUUCACUAAAUUCUAGGAUUAAACUACUAAUUGCUCAAACUGGCCCUAACAACCUUCAAAAUUUUGCAACAAAUCUUUCAAAGAAGCAAAUUGAUAAGCUUCAAAAGCUCUGUCAAUAG
Molecule: messenger RNA, 3384 nt
Organism: Cryptosporidium ubiquitum
Lineage: Eukaryota; Apicomplexa; Conoidasida; Eucoccidiorida; Cryptosporidiidae
Product: karyopherin beta subunit
Exons: 1
Coding region: 1-3384 (1127 amino acids)
Biological process (GO): protein import into nucleus
Cellular component (GO): nucleus; cytoplasm
Molecular function (GO): protein binding; nuclear import signal receptor activity
Source: RefSeq, a predicted model, not a curated record